AUGCCGCGGCCUAAACCUUGUCAACAUCAUCUUCGUCAUGUGGAUUCCGUCGAUUUACCGAAGGGACGUCAUCCAGUUUCAUCUGAAUUGUUGAAAUUCAUGCGCAAGCGUGAUGAAAUACAGAACUUGAAUGUACGUUGGCUGUGUCCCAAUUGUUUUACAUUCGAGACAAAAGAAUGGAGACAAAGUCAACAAAUGAAAACUCAGUUGGUUGAUUCGGAAAAAACAGAACACACUGAAAGUGAUGAAGAUAGCACCGACGACGAAAACAAUGAAGAAAACUUUUCAUCUGAAUCGAAUGGUAUAACUAGCUCUAGUUCCCGAGAAAGUUCUAGUUCAGAUGAGAAUUUAUACGAGCUCAGUUACAAGCAAGAAAAAGCAAUGGAUAAAUUGACAAGCAUGUUUCAAGUUCUUGGUUUGCCUCUUAUACACGAUCAAUCAAAUGUGGCUCCAAUUCGUCAACAAAUUGAUGAGCUUUACAGAAAUCUUCAUCACUUGUGUGAUGUACUAGAAGGCAAGGAAGAGGACUCGAAUGAUCCAAAUCCUCACAAUAUUCUUGUAUCAGAGUCUAAUGAAUUGUUAACUGGUUUGAAAAGUCUAUACAAGGAUAGUGAUGAUUCCGAGCAAAUUCGAAUAAUGACUAUUUCACCUAAGCGAUGGGGUCGUGAAAAGAUUCAAAAUUGGUUUCAGUCCACCGAAAAUCAAGCUCGUCAAGCUGUCGUACUUCGUCGUCAAAAUCGUGUUCUCGUUUAUCCUGAAUACUCGACAGGCAACAAGCCUUUGUCAAACAAUAUAAUUGAAGCUGUUGUUAACUUCUAUAAAGAAGAUGGUAUUAGUCGAAUCUCUUCUAAUUCCAAGGAUAUUAUUCAAAUUAAUAAGAACUCAGUAACGUUACGCUUCAUGGAGAUGACAGUGCUUGAAGCUUUCCGCAUCUUUCAAGAACGAUUUCCUAACACCGUCAGUCGAUCAACAUUCUAUUCUCUUCGACCUCGAGAAGUCAAAAUUUCUUCGCCACAUGAUACUUGCAUUGAUGGUGCAGCCAAUUGUUUCAAAAACAAUUUGAGCAUACUAAACCUGGCUUUUCACAAGGAAGACUUUGGAAUCGACGCAUGUUGGACUUAUACAGCAACAGGUCAUGGUAAAGGAGCUGGAGACGGUGUGGGAGGUUUACUUAAGUCAACUGCUCGACGUCAUACCUUCUCGAAAAAUAUUCUUCUCUCGUCUGCACGAGACUUCUAUGAAUUUUCAAGAAAACAGCAGAUGGAAACAGCUGCAGCAUCUGGUAAGAAUGAGCCAUCGGUUCACGUAUUCUUCCUUGAAGCGAAGGAAGUAAAUCAGAUUAGCAUGGAUAUAAUUCAUGAAAGAAGUAACAUUCUCAAAACAACAGGUUUGGCAAGAUAUAAUUCUACCAUGUAA
Messenger RNA from Rotaria sp. Silwood2, 1416 nucleotides. The record is from the annotation of a GenBank genome assembly. Lineage: Eukaryota; Metazoa; Rotifera; Eurotatoria; Philodinida; Philodinidae.